Messenger RNA from Aspergillus alliaceus, 510 nucleotides. Its product is annotated as pectin lyase fold/virulence factor. Gene Ontology annotation, molecular function: pectate lyase activity. The record is from RefSeq and is a predicted model, not a curated record. The transcript is spliced from 2 exons. NCBI's taxonomy places the organism in Eukaryota, Fungi, Ascomycota, Eurotiomycetes, Eurotiales, Aspergillaceae. The coding region runs from base 1 to 510 and encodes 169 amino acids.
AUGACGACGAUUGACGUGGCAUCGAAUAAGACUCUCGUGGGGCUUGGAUUUAAAGGUGUUAUCCGUGGCAGAGGACUGCGCUUCGUUUACGGCUCCUCGAACGUUAUCAUCCAGGACAUUCAUAUCACAGACAUUAAUCCAGGAUACGCCUGGGGUGGAGAUGCGAUAAACAUGGACGGAUGUGAUUUGAUUUGGAUUGACCAUGUGAAGAUUUCAUUGGUUGGCCGGCAGAUGACAUCUAUGGGAUAUGAAUUCAAUGGACGUGUCACCAUCUCGAACACCGAGUUUGACGGAAGAACCAAUCAUUCUGCUACGUGUGACGGACAUCAUUACUGGACCAUCCUUGGACUUGGAGAAAAUGAUAAAGUGUCAUUCUUCAACAACUGGAUCCAUCAUACCUCUGGGCGCUCUCCAGACUUGGGUUCCGUGAGCACCUGGCACAUUUUCAACAACUACUGGUCCAACAACACAGGGCAUGCAUGCUCUGUCACCCCGAGCCUGCUAUUCUAG